Musca vetustissima is the source of this 909-nucleotide messenger RNA. Its product is annotated as putative mediator of RNA polymerase II transcription subunit 29. The transcript has a single exon. Lineage: Eukaryota; Metazoa; Arthropoda; Insecta; Diptera; Muscidae. Gene Ontology annotation, biological process: protein ubiquitination. Gene Ontology annotation, molecular function: ubiquitin protein ligase activity. The record is from RefSeq and is a predicted model, not a curated record. The annotation marks the transcript as partial.
AUGCCUGUGCAAAACACGCCGCCACACCCCUCUUCUCAACCUCCGCCAGCUACUUCGGUACCUCUUACAAUGGAACCAGCGGUAUGCAGCAUCUGUAAAAAUAAUAUGGGUGAAGGUGACGAUUGCCUUAUGUUAAAUCAGUGCUUUCAUACGUUCCAUCGAUCCUGUAUCGAGACCCAUAUGUCGUCUUCGACAGAAUGCCCAACAUGCAAGAGAACUUGCGAACUAAAUGAUCUUAGGGAUAUAGUAGUGCAAGCCAAAAAUGCUCCUGUCUUCAAACCAAGUGCCCCCAGAGGCAAAGGUAGAGGAGCGAUGUCUAAGCAGUAUAAUACUCGAAGCUCUUCUCGAAAUCUUUUCCAAGAUAAUCCUAUCUCUAGCCAAAAUCCACAUGUGAGUAACACUGCUGAUAAUACAGCUACUCCGACUAGAAAUUUAGAUGUAUCUUCCCAUUUGUUUUCUCCGAUUCAAUCAGCUAAUCCCAACAGUGGCGUAAGUGCGACUGAAAUAGAAAAGAUAGUCGAAUUAAGUCUCACAAGGAUUCUCCAAAAUAUUAACCUUCUUCCUAGAGGUAGCAAUGAAAACGCUAACAAUAGCCCUACCAAUGCAGUUCACAAUCCGAAUAUUCAACAUGGUUCAGCACAACAACAACCCAAUUCGAUAUUAAAUAACCAAGGGGAUUAUAAUUUUCCUUCUGAUAACCCAAAUCAACAGCAAAUGAAUCCCAAUAACACUAUUUCAGACCCCGUUCCAUCUGCCGGUACACCAAACCAUAUGUAUCAACCAACUGCAAUGCAAAACAACAGACAAACAGCAUGUACCAAUCAAAGUAACCAACAACAAACCAAUUCGAAUACAUUACGAGAAAACCUAAAUUUCCAGCCUAACACAAUACCAACUCAUCCUCAGCAA